Molecule: messenger RNA, 595 nt
Organism: Hyaena hyaena (striped hyena)
Lineage: Eukaryota; Metazoa; Chordata; Mammalia; Carnivora; Hyaenidae
Gene: IL13
Product: interleukin 13
Biological process (GO): immune response
Cellular component (GO): extracellular region
Molecular function (GO): cytokine receptor binding
Source: RefSeq, a predicted model, not a curated record
AUGUGGUUUCUAGAUAGUACCUGACAAAGCGGAGACCAGGGUGGGCGGCGUCACAUGCCUAUAAAAGCUACCGCAAGAGGCCAAGGUCAUAAGCCACUCAGCUUAGGCCAGCCUACGUGUCUGCUCCUCGCUCCUCCGUUAGCUCUAGGCUCCAUGGCGCUCUGGCUGACCGUGGUCAUUGCUCUCACCUGCCUUGGUGGCCUCGCCUCCCCGGGCCCCGCACCUCCCUCCACAAGGAGGGAGCUCAAGGAGCUCAUUGAGGAGCUGGUCAACAUCACCCAGAAUCAGGCAUCCCUCUGCAAUGGCAGCAUGGUGUGGAGCGUCAACCUAACAGCCGGCGUGCAGUACUGUGCAGCCCUAGAAUCUCUCAUCAACGUCUCUGACUGCACUGCCAUCCAGAAGACCCAGAGGAUGCUGAAAGGCUUGUGCUCUCAGAAGCCCUCAGCAAGGCAGAUUUCCAGUGAGCUCAGCCGAGACACCAAAAUUGAAGUGAUCCAGUUGGUAAAAAACCUGCUCAACCAUUUAAGGAGAAACUUUCGCCACGGAAAUUUCGAAUGAAAGAUGAAAACCUAGCAUUGCUAUUUGCAGAGGCGGA